Messenger RNA from Octopus bimaculoides (California two-spot octopus), 549 nucleotides. RefSeq names its product small ribosomal subunit protein uS9. Gene Ontology annotation, biological process: translation; maturation of SSU-rRNA from tricistronic rRNA transcript (SSU-rRNA, 5.8S rRNA, LSU-rRNA). Gene Ontology annotation, molecular function: structural constituent of ribosome; RNA binding. Gene Ontology annotation, cellular component: ribosome; cytosolic small ribosomal subunit. The record is from RefSeq and is a predicted model, not a curated record. NCBI's taxonomy places the organism in Eukaryota, Metazoa, Mollusca, Cephalopoda, Octopoda, Octopodidae.
UAUCUGCUCAUAUGAUUAGCAAAUGUUCAACCCGUAGCACUUCCUUUUAGAACCGAGAUUUUCAAAGAUGAACAGUGCUCCCAAGCAACCCAUCCAGGCUGUUCAAGUCUACGGACGUAAAAAAACUGCCACUGCUGUUGCUCACUGUAAACGUGGUCGUGGUUUAAUCAAAGUCAAUGGUCGUCCAUUGGAGAAUCUAGAGCCACAGAUUUUACGCUAUAAGCUACAAGAACCAUUAUUAUUGCUCGGAAAAGACCGAUUUUCUGCAGUUGAUAUUAGAGUAAAGGUGAAAGGUGGUGGUCAUGUUGCCCAGAUUUAUGCUAUCCGCCAGGCUAUCUCUAAAGCUCUGGUUGCCUACUACCAGAAAUAUGUAGAUGAAGCGUCAAAGAAAGAAAUCAAGGACAUCCUUGUUCAGUACGACAGGUCUCUACUUGUAGCUGAUCCCAGGCGCUGCGAGCCCAAAAAGUUUGGUGGGCCUGGUGCUCGUGCUCGUUACCAGAAAUCCUACCGUUAAAAUAUAUGUAAUAAACAUGGAAUUUUUCUGAGAAA